GCCCAGGACUGACAGCUCAACUCUGCUCAUGGUGAAAGUCAAACACGAGCAGUCACAGUUCGAACAGGGAGGAGAGAGGGAACAAAGGCCGAGUAUUGGCGUGGUCGACUCUAAUCUGAUUUCAGACCUUUAUCUGAGACCUGUACUGGACUCAGAUAAAGAAUAUAAACCUGAAUGUGAAGAUCAUAGUUUCUCACAGCAAAAGAAAACCAACAUUGGGAGUAAAGGAGAAAGGGUCAAGACUUGGUUUUUAAGGUUCAGCUUUUAAGUUUGGGUUUUAGGUGUGAUGUUUGACGUCAGGAUAAGAGACCAGGGAAUGCAUGACGUCAACAGGUGCCCACACCAACACACACAAGUUCAAAAUGUGUGUGUGUGUGUGUUCAGGGGGCUCCCUCAUGCCCUUUGGUACUUGCUGAUGAUAAUACCAGUCUGUUUGUUCUAUUUAUGGCCUGUUGCAAACACAGGGUUGGUUCCACAGAACAGAGCUUUGAACCAGAGAUACAGACGUUACACUCAAUUGAUGGUUUCAAACGUAUUCGCUGCUUUGGAGCUUUUUACCAACUGACCGUCGAACCUGUGUGUGUAUACUUUACAAACAUCUGUCGUACAAAGCAGUUGUACAAGUAAAGCUUAUUUCACCACAACAAUAUGUGAUUUAAAGGUUCGAAUGUUGAGGGGAAACGAAAAUAAAUUCCACUUAAUAAUUGAGAUGAGGUUUCAUUUUGACCGUUUGGUUUGAAACAUUUUCUUUAUUGACAAAAUAAACAUGUGUUAAAGAAUCAGGUACAACGUGGACAGCACAUGUAAAGCAGAGUAAAUAUACAUGUAGAAUAUGUACAAAUAUACAUGGUAAUAAAUAAAUACACUUUUCAUAAAGUUCACCAGAUACUCAAGAGCGUCAUCUUCUGGAUGAAUGUAGUAACAUCACUGAGUUUGAACUAACCCUAACCCUAACUCUAGCUAGUAUUGAAAUGUGUCCAGUAUUUUUAGGGGGUAUUUCACAUUCAAAAAAUAAAUGAGAAAUUGUUCCUGUACUAUGUUUAAAAAAGGUACAAGAAGUAUCGCAAUAAGAGAGUGCAUAUAUUUUAUGUAGAAUUUAAAAAUGUACUUUCUUUACCUUGUUCUAAAUACACUACUUGUACCUUUUAUUACUUUAUUUAAAUGUACAAUAUAAAUGUACUCUUUACAUAUAGGCAGAUGCAAAUUAAGAUUUAAAUAAAUAAGUAACAAAAAGAAUUACAGAAACAAUGAGAACAGAUUAACAGAAAAUUAAUCAGAACACAAAAAAUAUCUAAAAGAAAGAAAAUAGAAUUAAAUAUGAUUAUUAAAAUAUUUCUGCAGUUUUGUUAUUUAUAUUUUAUUUUAUUUUUAAUCAAUAAACUUUAGGGUCUUAAAAUAAUCUUUAAAAUCUUGCAAAAGGCUAUUGGGUAAUUUGGUUAUCCUAAAAAAGCUAUUUAAUAACUAACAAAUAUAAACAUUUGACCUUAUAUAUUACUUUAUGUUAUUAGGAAACAUAUAUAAUUUAUUUAAUUUCUAUUUUUCUUCCUUUAUUUUGUCAGGAAACUAAAUCCAAUGUUUUGAUUGUCAGAAUUAAAACAUGAUGUUUCUUUCUUUCUUCUGUUUUUUGGUCUGGUUGAUGACGCAGUGUCCCAACAACCAAUAAUGUGAAGGCAAAUAAUGCACAUGCAGUUGUCCCAGUGCCCCAAUGCUUUUUAUGUGUGGGUCAGUGUGUGUCUGUCUCUCUGUGUGUGUCUGUCAGCUGCUGUCAGGACUGAAGACCACACACUCACAUCAACAGGACUCAGAUUGUGUGUCUCUUCAAGCUCUGUAAUGUCAGAUCAAGUUAAAGAGCUCGUGUCAAAGUGUCUCCAGGCUCGGGACAUGGCUUACUGUCCAUACAGCCGCUUCCCUGUCGGUGCUGCCUUACUGACAGCAGAUGGCGCCAUAAUCACAGGCUGUAACGUGGAGAACGCCUCCUACGGUCUGACGGUGUGUGCCGAGCGGACGGCCAUCCAGAGAGCUGUGGUGGAGGGACACACACAGUUCAGGGCCAUCGCUGUGACAUGCGACAUCAAGGAUCGCUUUGUUGGCCCGUGUGGAGCCUGUCGACAGGUUCUCAUGGAGUUUGGAUCCGACUGGACCGUGUACUUGGCCAAGCCGGACGGAUCUUACAAAGAAACCAGCCUCAGUGAACUGCUGCCUCUCGCCUUCUCAUCUGCACAUCUCGCAAAGAACUAAUGACGGAUUCUCAAAAGUUACACUCGUCUUAUUGUUACGAGGAAAAGGAUACGAUAAGGAAAUAUAUUUGUUAUCAUCUUCUUUGCAGUUGAUUUAUAGAAAAUUACACU
Molecule: messenger RNA, 2348 nt
Organism: Hippoglossus stenolepis (Pacific halibut)
Lineage: Eukaryota; Metazoa; Chordata; Actinopteri; Pleuronectiformes; Pleuronectidae
Product: zgc:103586
Exons: 5
Coding region: 1678-2238 (186 amino acids)
Cellular component (GO): cytosol
Molecular function (GO): cytidine deaminase activity; zinc ion binding
Source: RefSeq, a predicted model, not a curated record